Vanrija pseudolonga is the source of this 439-nucleotide messenger RNA. RefSeq names its product Guanyl-specific ribonuclease N1 (gene grn). The coding region runs from base 1 to 387 and encodes 128 amino acids. The record is from RefSeq and is a predicted model, not a curated record. Lineage: Eukaryota; Fungi; Basidiomycota; Tremellomycetes; Trichosporonales; Trichosporonaceae. Gene Ontology annotation, molecular function: RNA binding; RNA nuclease activity. The transcript is spliced from 2 exons.
AUGCUCGCCAAGCUCCUCCUCGCCGCCUUUGCGUCCGUCGCCCUCGCCGCCCCCGCCGCGCUCACCGAGCGCGACGCCUGCGUCGCGCGCUGCAGCACCAAGUGCUACUGGCAGUCGGACAUUGACGACGCCGUCAACGCCGGCUACGGGCACCUCCAGGACGGCAGCCUUGCCGGCAACUACCCCCACCAGUACAACGACUUCGAGGGCUUCUCGUUCCCCACCUCGGGCCCCUACUACGAGUUCCCCAUCCUCUCCACGUUCAAGGUGUAUACCGGCGGCGCGCCGGGCGCCGACCGCGUCAUCUUUGACGCCGACGGCAACUUUGACAGCGUCAUCACGCACACUGGCGCUAGCGGCAACAACUUUGUCGCGUGCUCGCUCUAGGCGCGUAGUGUGGGCGGGUUGUAGUAAAGAAAAGAAAAGGAAUGGAAUGGAU